Messenger RNA from Penicillium arizonense, 741 nucleotides. RefSeq lists its product as uncharacterized. The transcript has a single exon. Bases 1 to 741 code for a protein of 246 amino acids. Lineage: Eukaryota; Fungi; Ascomycota; Eurotiomycetes; Eurotiales; Aspergillaceae. The record is from RefSeq and is a predicted model, not a curated record.
AUGAAGUACACCGGCUUCGCCGCUAUGGGCUUGAUGGGCUGCGCCCUCGCCCUGCCCCAGGGUCCUCCCGCUCCUUUCCCCGGUUCCCCCAGUGACGCUCCCACUCCCACUGGCCUUCCCCCAACCGGCUUCCCGACCUCCUCGGCGACCUCCUCGGCGACCUCCUCGGCGACCUCCUCGGCGACACCCUCGGGCCCCCCUCCCAGCGGCACCCCCACCCCCAUCGCCUUCCAGAAACGCGACGGCUUCCCCGACCUGCUAGGCGAGAUCUCCUCCAGCCUGCCCUUCACCCUCCCCGUCGAGAAGCGUCAGGAGCAGCCAACCGGCACCCCAAGCGGUACCCCCAGCAGCACCCUCAGCAGCACCCUCAGCAGCACCCUCAGCGGUACCCCUUCUCCAACCGGAAGCCCCUCCGCCCCGGCCGGCCAGGGCUUCGGCGGCUUCCCCUUCGGCAAGCGCCAGUUCCCUGAGCCCAGUAGCUUCUCGACUCCCUCGAGCUCGACCCCUACCCCCUCAGGCACCCCCUCAGGCACCCCCUCAGGCACCCCCUCAGGCACUCCCUCGGGCACUCCCUCGGGCACUCCCCCUCCCUUCCCCACCGACGCUCCCAGCGGCUUCGAGAAGCGCCAGUUCUUCCCUACCCCAUCGGGUCCCACCCCCAGCGGCUCUUCCUCAAGUGGCACCCCUACCGCUACCCCCACAGGCCCCCCUCCCUCGGGCUUCCCCCUCCCCCCUCAGUAA